Apis laboriosa (Himalayan honeybee) is the source of this 1932-nucleotide messenger RNA. RefSeq lists its product as uncharacterized. Bases 397 to 1911 code for a protein of 504 amino acids. The transcript has 8 exons. The record is from RefSeq and is a predicted model, not a curated record. Lineage: Eukaryota; Metazoa; Arthropoda; Insecta; Hymenoptera; Apidae.
UGUAAUAACUGAUCUAGUACGCAGAAAUCAGGAUGAACGGUUGCAAGAACACUUUCGACGUACUAAGGGUCUUGAGGCUUUAUUGAAAUUUUUGGAUGUAAAAAUUUUGGAUAAAAAAUAUUCUUACAAUGAGAAAAGAAUUUUUCUAUUAAUAUUAUUUAUAAAAAUAUAUAUUUCUAUAUAUUAAUUUAGAACAUUGAGUGGUUAGAUCUUCAUACGAAUGCGCUUUGGAUCCUUCGAUUCGCCUGUGACAAUCCCACGACAGUCGAACAAUUCAAUGAUAUUGGUGGUAUCAAACAGAUAUUAAAAUAUAUAGAAGAUACGUUACAUUCGAAACUUUUCAAACAAAUUCUGGAUAUAGCUGUUUGUUUAUCGCAUACAUCUAGGGGUAGAAAAAUGCUGCACAUGUAUGGUAUCGUCGAUUAUUUGUUACAUACGUUAUUUGGUAACGUGCAAGAAAUGUACGAAAUUAGUUGUCACGGUAUCGGUAUGAUGGCUCUAUACAGUCGAGCAGCUAAAGAUUUAACUACAAGCAAUUGCGUGAAAAACAUUCUAGAUGUGCUGAAAAAUGAUAAUUUGAACUGGUCUGCUAGACAAGCAGCUUUAUUUGCUUUAAAUCAAUUAAUGAAAUGUGAUAUAAAGAAUUGUGAAGAUUUCUUAAGUAUUCAAGGACAGAAUUAUUUGUUGUGGCUGAUGAAAACAAUAGGAAAAGUUCCAGUUGAAAUUUUAGUUGAUGCUGUAGAUUGCCUUAUUUCAAUAGCAAGAAAUCAAGUAUUGAGAGAUAUUAUUAUUAACACGGAUAUCAUUGAGGCUAUGUGUGCAUCUUUCGAAUUAACCUGUAUAUCGAUGGAUGAUUUCAAAAUCGCCUGUUGUAAAGCUUUAUCCAUGAUGUGUCUAGAGGAGAAGGGAAGACAAGAAUUUCUAAAGAUCGAAGGUCCCAAAAGAUUAUAUAAUCUAUUAUGUGACAUCAAAUCGAUUCCAAUAAGAAACGCAGCUGCUCAAUUGAUUCAAUUGUUAUGCGCGGAUCCGGUUCUGGCAAAUGCUUUUGUUUCGGCCAGAUUCUUGAAUUACAUGUUGAAUAACCGAAGCACUGCGCGAAUCGUUCCUUCUUGGGACACGUGUAUAGAAGCCUUAUUUGAUUCACAUCUGCCGAUCAAGUUCGCUUUUACUGGACGACUUUCAUUGCACGAUAUCACUCAUGAUGGAUUUUACGUGCUUCGAAGAAACGUUUGCACGUAUGAUAUUCUUAGAUUUUAUAGAUAUUUUCAUUUUUUAAUUUUUUUUAAAUUUCUUUUAAUUUUUAUCAGAUUUCCUAUAUUGGAUGAUAUCCUUCGAUUCAAAUUCUGUCCUCUGGAACCUAUCUAUGUAGUCAAUUGUAGUGAACCAGAAGAUUGUAAUCAAUUGAAUUUGGAAGAAUCGAAAGAAACAAUUAGUCGUGGCGUUUUCUUGUCGACCGAAAUAGCAAAGUUAACAUUGGAUACCAAGUUUGGUACUCUUCAGCGUGAUACUUGUCUCUAUAAUUAUGUAGAAUUAUUUAAAUGCAAAUUAAUCGCUAAUGAAUCGAGAAACGUAGUAUCAAAAACAACAAAAGGAUUUAUAAAUAUCAAUUAUGUAGUCUCCCGUGCUCAAAUGUUAGCUAAAUUUGUUUCUCAACAAAUGUCAGGACCAGAUCCUCUUAUUACAUGCGUGGAUCACCAAUUAGAGAUUCAUUUGAAAGAAAUUAAAGAUACCAUAGAAACCAGCGUAAUACCAUUGGGAAUGUUACGAGUUGGUUCUUAUUUCGAAAGAGCAUUGCUUUUCAAAGUGAUCGCCGAUAGAAUACAUUUACCUGCCGCCUUGGUGCGAGGAGAAUAUGGUAAAGCUUGGAUCGAAAUUGCUGUACCAGAGGUAGAGGAUAUUGGAUUUUUAUAAUUUUUCUUCAUCAAUUUAGUU